Molecule: messenger RNA, 765 nt
Organism: Cladophialophora carrionii CBS 160.54
Lineage: Eukaryota; Fungi; Ascomycota; Eurotiomycetes; Chaetothyriales; Herpotrichiellaceae
Exons: 1
Coding region: 1-765 (254 amino acids)
Source: RefSeq, a predicted model, not a curated record
AUGUUACUGCCCUCCGCAUUCUCGUGCGACGGUGGUGGCCUGCAUCCUCAAUCGAGGCCACCCCGACCCAAGCUCCCAUCUUUCGGUGCAUACCAACCACAAUUGUCAAUCACCGCGCAGCCACAUCCGCUCUCGUCGAGUUGUCGCGCGCUUCAAGCAAUCCUAGGCGCGCCAGCCACAAUCCAGCAUACGGCGUCAAACCCGCCUCGAGUGCUCUCCAAUCCUUUUGCGCCCUCAGAAGAGCGCGUGUUAUUAGAGAGGGAAGAACCGCGACCACUACGAGGCGCAAACAAGAGAAGGCGGAGCGAGUUUGAGGACGUGAGCUCAGACAUCGUCAUGGAAGACUGCCAGCGCACACCAGAGCCGGUCCGAACGCCAAAGAGGCGGCGGAGGGUGCCCUUGUCAAUGCCGCUUGGCUUGUCAGCGGACGAUUUUCGCGCACUGGAAACCCCGGCCGAGGAGGUAGAACUCGACAUGCCCACCACCAGUCCCCAUACCCGCCACUCGGACGAGGAUUCGGCGUAUGGGUCGUCUCCUUCACCGGACGACGUCGCGUGGACCGAGGCCGAUGACCGUGUAUUGGUUGAGACGGUGCUCGAAAAGCUCAAGCUAUCGAAGCGUGAUUGGAAUGAUUGUGCGAAAAUACUGGGCAAGGACAGAGAUAGUCUUGAAAGACGUUGGACUUUGCUGGUGGGAGAGGGCAACGUUGGAUUGAGAAGAGGUGGAAGAAUCUCAAGGACAAAUUUGGACAUUUCGAGUUGGUGA